Molecule: messenger RNA, 1074 nt
Organism: Penicillium canariense
Lineage: Eukaryota; Fungi; Ascomycota; Eurotiomycetes; Eurotiales; Aspergillaceae
Exons: 1
Coding region: 1-1074 (357 amino acids)
Source: RefSeq, a predicted model, not a curated record
AUGCCAACAGUCUUACUUCCCUCCUCGGCUGCUGCCUUUGCGCCGCGGUCAUCGCCCAAUGUGGUCUUAACGCGAAAGGUUGCGCCGUGGUUGACUGCGACGUUGAAGCGAGUCAACCGAGUCAAGCGCCCACUCAACAAUGUCACUCAGCAUACGCGGUGCUUGACUGAGACGCUGGCGUCAACCAAUGCGAUCUGGACCCUUUGCUCGAUGAUGUUCACCAAGGCGCCUGAAGCAGAGCUGCGGAAGGAUGAGAAUCCGCUCGUGGAAGGCUUGUUCAACUACCAGAUGGUCCACAUGGAGGCCUAUGUCGUACAUGUCGACAUGGUCUCGCGCAACGAGGUGGCCUUCAAGUUGACCCCGGAGACUAUCGAGUCCCUGGUGGACUUCCAUAAAGAAGUCUACUCGGUCGACGCCGCCGCGAACACGUGGGACUGGUCGGACAAGCAGGCCCAGCUGAAGAAGUUACAGGAGGAGUUCGUCCAAGCCGCCAACAAGUUCGUCUACCGAACCGACGCCGAAGCCCUGGAGGGACUCGAGGAGGAUGGCGCCGGAGAGUUGCUCUGUGGCCGGAGCGAGGAGGCUAAAGCAGCGAUCUCGGGUCUCUUCGUCCCGCUGCUGCCUCCGCCACCCCGGGUGGUGGAUGUUCUGCGCCCAGUGCCUCUCCUGCCCAGCUCGACCGGCCCUGAAACGUGGUGGCAUCACCCCAUGCCUCCCUCCGCGCCGAUGGAGUCGUGGAAAGUACUGCCACCCAGCCCAUCCCCGGCCAGCACGGGUGAUUCUAAUCCGAAUCUGUGGGCCAGUCUCGCUUUCAAUGAAGCCCAGCAGCCAUCGCCGACCCCCUCCUACAGCCAACCCUUCACCACCGCACCAUUCUCGAUGUAUGACAACAUGGCAACGACCUCGGCGGCUACCGCUCCUCUCCCGCUCCCGAGCAUGCUGGUGCAACCAUGUAGCACGGCCGCCAACAUGGCCGGUUUCGGUGGCUUCGGUGGCUUCGGUGGCUUCGGUGGUUUCGGCGGUUUUGGCGGCUGGGGAGAUUUCACUCCGCUGCCCUACGGCACGACGAUCUAG